UGCAAGCCGUUCCUUUACUUGAUGUGGUCCUAUAAAAUGCAAACACACUCCAAUUGAACCUGGACGCCAUUCUGUACAAAUUUUCUUUCUUUGCCCAAACUUUGCAAGCAAAAAUCACAAAACAUCCAUGGCAACUGUCGGCGUGGAAGAAGCUCGUAUUCCCCCGCUAACUUCCGCUUCCGAGCCACCUCCUCUUUUCGACGGAACCACCAGGUUGUAUAUCAGUUAUAUUUGUCCCUAUGCGCAGCGUGUUUGGAUCGCUCGGAACUACAAGGGACUACAGGACAAGAUCGAACUGGUUCCUAUUGAUCUUCAAAACAGACCUGCCUGGUAUAAGGAGAAAGUCUACCCAGAAAACAAGGUGCCAUCAUUGGAGCACAAUGGGAAGGUCUUGGGAGAAAGUCUCGAUUUGGUCAAAUACGUAGAUGUCAACUUCGAAGGUCCAUCUCUGGUUCCCAGUGAUCCUGCCAAGAAAGAAUUUGGUGAGCAGUUGAUUUCUUAUGUUGAUACUUUCACCAAAGAGCUGUAUUCUGCAUUGAAAGGAGAUCCAAUACAACAAGCCAGUCCUGCUUUUGAUUACUUGGAGAAUUCUCUUGGUAAAUUUGAUGAUGGGCCAUUUUUUCUUGGUCAAUUUAGCUGGGUGGAUAUUGCCUAUGUUCCAUUUGUUGAAAGAUUCCAGCUUGUCUUUUUCGAGGUGUUCAAACAUGACAUAACUGAAGGAAGACCUAAACUUGCAGCGUGGAUUGAGGAAGUGAACAAGAUUAAUGCGUAUACACAAACAAGAGGCGAUCCUAAGGAUAUUGUUGAUCUUUUCAAGAAACGGUUUUUGGUUCAACAGUAAAAGCCAGAACAGAGAGUUAUCAUCUAAGAUGUAGAUUAUUGGCAAUAAAGUGUUAUGUGUGUUUGGGACACGUCUUUUGUUUGCUAGAGUCGAUAAUAAGCUGUAAUAAGCAUUGGUUUGGCUGCUAGAGUUGCUGCAAGAAAUUAGAUUUCAAGAUUUGGGUGAUGUAUAUGUAGCAGCUUGGCUGGUGUUUGAGUGGGUGCAUUCAAUACUAAGUGGCAUGGAAUUAUCCUAUGAUUAUUAUGUUUGGAUAUGUAAUUUCCUAAUAAAUUAAUUGUCUUUUUUAUACUCU
This is a messenger RNA of Vigna radiata var. radiata (mung bean), 1133 nucleotides long. Its product is annotated as glutathione S-transferase L3. Bases 128 to 841 code for a protein of 237 amino acids. The record is from RefSeq and is a predicted model, not a curated record. The transcript is spliced from 10 exons. Lineage: Eukaryota; Viridiplantae; Streptophyta; Magnoliopsida; Fabales; Fabaceae. Gene Ontology annotation, molecular function: glutathione transferase activity.